Molecule: messenger RNA, 3794 nt
Organism: Acipenser ruthenus (sterlet)
Lineage: Eukaryota; Metazoa; Chordata; Actinopteri; Acipenseriformes; Acipenseridae
Exons: 5
Coding region: 258-3467 (1069 amino acids)
Biological process (GO): regulation of DNA-templated transcription
Cellular component (GO): nucleoplasm; RNA polymerase transcription factor SL1 complex; nucleus
Source: RefSeq, a predicted model, not a curated record
CUAACUACUCAGAAGUUGGCACUACAGUACACACAUUCAUCUGAUCCACUUUGAAUGCUGGGAAGAAUCAUUAAACCCCGGGUUAGUAAUUAGUUGGACAUCGCAUUACUACUACAUGCUUCAGUGGAUAGCUCCGAUUUCAGCAAUAGUGCACACCACAACCGAGGAGAGCAGUGAAAAGAAAGCGAGUGGCAGAUACGAUUCCCCGAAGCAGGGAGGGCGAUCCUCUCCGAAAAAAAGGCAAAUACAAGACUAGAAUGCCAAUGGGGAGACCAAGACGGUCCUACAGCAAAGCGGAGCGAGCCAGAAGGCUGAAAUGGAGAGGGUUGCAUUUCCCGUUCGUGGAAAGGAUGUAUGGAUGGAAGCACCUACCAUUAAGGAUGGUGUUGACUUAUGAGCAAGCUGCAUUAGCAGGGUUUAUCAACUGUAUAAAGAACAUUAAAGUCAAGAGGAAGCUUCAAGAGAUGCUGAAUAUUGAAACUGAUCGCAUCGUGUGUAGUAGGGAUCGCUGUGAGAUGAAAAGGCCAGUUUCUCCCAUACAGGAGCCAGAUAAAAGAGAUGACACUGAAUCAGACAUAGAAGACAGAGAUGACAUUAAAAUAGCGGACAACUGCUGCUUCAUUCAGAAAAUGAAACCACAAAAGAAAAAUAGACGUGCUGUAAGAAAAGUCAUUACAAAACAGAACAAAAUAAAACAAAAUAAACAUAGCAAAACUAAGAAAUCCACACACCGUUUAUUAAGCACAGCAACGAGGACUCUUGUUGAUGUUGCACCAAUCGCCACUGACUUGCCGGAGGAAACUGCACUGGAAAGUGGCACUGGUGAUGGAGCAGCUGGAAUAGACCUUGUUGACGAUCCUGAGCUCAAUGAAACGGUCUGUAGUGAUGGAGCGUUGGAAGGUUCACUUCACCCAACUGACAUUGAAAUGACCAUGAACGUGGAGGGGUCUAAAAUCUGGAAAACAAGAAGUCAGAAAAAGAAACAGGCAAGAAAUAUUAGUCAAGACGGCCCUGAUGUAGAUGUAGGAGUUGGAAACUUGAUAGGCCCUCCCAGCUCUCUCAAUCACUCUACAGUUCCUGAAGAUAUGGGAGAUGCCACAAUGAAAUAUCAGACUCAAAAAGCAGCCAGAACACCUAGUGAAAAGAAGAGAAUGAUAAUGUUUCAGAACGACACAGAUACCAAUAGUCUGUCCCUGACAAACAAAAUUAAGAAAACUAAACAUGACAAAAAGAAGAAUCGCAAAGACAGUUUAACAAGCACAGCAGAGGGGACUCCUGUCGGCGGUUCGGUGGUUUUCAUUGGCUUCCAGGCCCCUGUGGAAAAUACACUGGAGAAUAGCACUGGUGAUGGAGAAGCUGGGAUAGAGCUUAGCGGUGAUCCUGUUACACGUGCAGACUUGGAAACCAAUGAGCCAAUCUGCAGUGAUCUUCAACCAGCAGACAGCGAAUCGAAGAACCUAAAGAGCAUGAACGUAGACGCAUCUGAAACCUGUAAUACGAAAGACCGCUUGAGGAUAAAGAAGAAAAUGGAGAAACGGGCUAGAAAGAGCAGUCAAGAUAGCACAUAUGAAGAUGUAGUUGGGAACUUGGUAGAACGCUCCAGCUCUCCAAAUCUGGCUACGGUUCCUGAAGAUAUGGGAGGUGCCAGUGCCACGAUGGAAUAUGAAACGAAUGAGGGGCCUCAGCUCAACGAAGAACCCUGCAGUGACAUCAUCCUGGAAGGUUCUCAUGUAGUAGAUGAUCAGGUGGAGAACCCAAAUAGCAUGAGAGCAGGGGCUUCUCGUAUCUGUAAAACCAAAAAUGGUCAAAAACAGAUGAAGAAGAAUCGGGGAAGGAACAUUAGCCAAGUUGGCACUAGUGUAGGAGUUGGGAGCUUGGUAGAUCCCUCCUCCAGCUCCCCAAGCCUAUCUACAGAACCUGAAAAUAGCAAGGAUGUCUGUGCUGCCCUGGAGCAUCAAAUAGAAGCAGCUGAAACAUUUAGUGAGAAGAAAGAUAAAAAAACAAGAAAGAAAAAGGGAAAACGUGACAUGGAGGUAAUGGAAGGAACGAACUCAACAACGUCCCUUAAUCUUUGUACAGAAGAGAUACAUGACGGCAUAACUGAUAAUUCAGAGAUUGGAAACCUUCAUGAAAAUAGGCAUACACAUUGUGAAAGUGGUGCAGAUCAAACUGGUGGUGGAUUAGAAAGAGACGGUUCUAACAUAGAGAUGGGAAGAGGGAAAGGGAACAGCACAGAUCAUAAUUUGCCUCCAGUUAAAAGAAAGAAGAACGUGGAACAGCAGAGUGUACCUGAUGGCCUGGAAAGCCAGGAAACGGAUUUAGAGGCUCAGGAUGCUCCAAGGGAAUGCGAGAACCUGAAUAGAAGUAUUGUUACUACAGAUGAGAGCACACUGUUGAAGAACUUGGAACCAGGAGAAUUUACACACACAAAGAAAAAAAGCCACAAAAAGAAUAAAAGUAAAAAGCACAGGGUGGGGUAUGAUAUAGAAAUGCAGGGGCCACAUUUAUCUCCUCCGAACACUUGUGAUCUUCUAGUUGAUGGAGGAAAUGAGCACACGGCCAGUAAGAAAGAUAUUAAAGAUACAGAUAUUGCUGAAUUAAGAGACUUGAGAACAAAGAAGAAAAAGAGUAAAAGAAAACGUGCAAAUGAAGAAAUGGAAGCUCAAGGUAUCCUGUCACCUAUUGUUGCACCCAUUUGCGAACUAUACGUUGAUGGGAGGUUGGAGACCAUAGACGUGAAAGAAGAUAUUUUAGCAGAGAGUGAUACUGCUGAACUAGGAGAAUCAAGAAUCGUGGAGAGAAAACAAUGUGUAACGGAUGGAAUGGAAGCACAGGGGAUGCGUUCAUCUCUAACUGCAUGCAAAUCCUCCCUUGAUGCAGGUAUUUCACAGGACGGCAUAUUGUUAAAUGGUGGUGGACAAGAAAAACCAACAAAGAAGAAAAAAGGCAAACAGAAGAACCAGAAUGAUAGACAGGAAAUGCAGGGACUUCGUCCUACAUCUGUUGGUGAAUCGCUAGCUGGAGAAGUGACGACAGAUGAAAUCCAAAAACAUUUUGGGACAUCUGGGGGAAAUGAGAGUGUUAGACCAGAAGCCUUAGUGGAUUUAUCUAGUGAAUCAAACUCUGCAGGUGAUUUGCUGCAGGGUGCGAAACAAAAACGGGGCAAGUUAGAGAAGAAGGGGAAAAACGGCAAGCAGGAAACCACAAGUUCUGUUUUAGCGUGGCAGCUUUCUGAACAAACUUCUGGAAGAAAGGGAGAAAAAAUGUCCACUAGUGGUAAAAAAACAAAGUGCCAAAUAAACUUCUACGAAGCAGUGGAGGAGAAUGGAAAGCCAGCUAAAAACACCUUGUUGAGUAUGACCUCUAUAGAAAAGGGUAAAGGAAAAUCUGCAAAUGCAGAUUCCAGAAAGUGCAAAAGAAAACUGUUUAGUAGUGCCUUUUAUGAAAUGUUUGACUCUACAUUCUAAUUCUAGUACUGUUUGUAAAUCAUCAUUUUUUUUUUUUUACUCUGAUGAUUAUUUUUUGUUCAUUCUGCGGGGGUACCCUACAUACUAGUUCCCAAUAUGUAAAGCUACUUUUAAUUUUAUAGUUCGUUGUUAUGUGGAAAACAGAUGCAAGUUGGAGGUCUUUUUUUUUUAUUUUAUUACUUUGUAAUGCAAUGGUGGAAAUAAAUUGCAUCAGUGAAAAUUGAAAUGAGCCUUUAGAAAUUAAAAGUUGUAUAUGUGUGUACAGAAAAACUUGUAAAUGUUCUUUAUAGCGUUUGGUGUUCAAGUAUUAAAAUUCAUGUUUUCAGA